Melanotaenia boesemani (Boeseman's rainbowfish) is the source of this 3363-nucleotide messenger RNA. RefSeq names its product ISL LIM homeobox 2b (gene isl2b). Gene Ontology annotation, molecular function: DNA-binding transcription factor activity, RNA polymerase II-specific; cis-regulatory region sequence-specific DNA binding. Bases 1695 to 2597 code for a protein of 300 amino acids. Lineage: Eukaryota; Metazoa; Chordata; Actinopteri; Atheriniformes; Melanotaeniidae. The transcript is spliced from 5 exons. Gene Ontology annotation, biological process: axonogenesis; neuron fate specification; positive regulation of transcription by RNA polymerase II. Gene Ontology annotation, cellular component: nucleus. The record is from RefSeq and is a predicted model, not a curated record.
CUAUCCUGAACACAGUCUUUAACCUAUGUUUUCCUGAUUUGAGACAUUAGUUAAGAAAGAAAAUCUUUUUACAUUUUUAUUCAUCCUCUUUUUUUUUCACUAAAUUUUCAGUAUGCAUUGGCUGCAUAAUGUUUCUGUCAAUAGAAAUGCUUUGACAAUCAGUCCUAUAAAAAUAAGUCUUGCUCCAAUCUUCCCUUUAGCUUUGUAUCUUUCGUCUCUUACACUACAGUGUAUUUCGCAUUUCAACAGCCAGUUCAUGUCCGACCUUUGGUAAGUGCAGUUUUUGUUUUCAACCAGUAGAUGACGCCAUUCUCGAAUGGAUGAUGAGGCAGCCAGAGCAUGAGCUUUUUAAAUCUCCUUAUACAUGCUGAAUUAAUGCUAAAUACAACUAAUGACUGUGAGAACCGACCGUUUCACUUUUAAUAUAAUUUUUCACAAGAUAAUAAAAGCAAUCAUUUUUAGAGUUUUCUUUGUCAAAGAGCAACAAACUCUUGCAAUCUCAUGAAGCCAUAUUUUUUAAUCUAAAUGAUACUGGGACUUAAAGAAGUGCAUUUAAGAAUGUAAAACAGAUAGAUAUGUAUUCCAAGCAAUUGGGGGAUGGAAAAAAUCAAAUCAAUGUUAUAAACUGUGACGUGAAACAUCUUAAUUUCACUAAUAAGUUCCUGUUUAAUUGAGAAAACACGACUGUAACAAUUAUACUUUAAUUGAAAUUUUUGGGAUUUUUCAGUGAUAAAUGAUUUUUGAUGAUGAUGAUGAUAAUAAAAUUGUAAUUUAUUUUACAAACACUGUCAUUCGCUUCUUUGGAGCAUUUCGAUUUGAUCUUCCUUAGAGAUAACAAAAUAUCAACAUCUGCAUUUCUAAUUUUUUUGCCAUCCAUCCACAUCAAGGUCUUUUUUCUCUUAGACCUGUGAAGGAGUGCAGUGGGACGAUUGGAGAGUCCGGUGUUAACGUCAUGACGUCAUAAGGGAAGCGUGUGGGAGCCUGUAGCCACUUCGGCCCCCCUCCGGUCCGGAGAGACACAAGUUAUCUGGGAGGCAGCCGAAAGGCCAGUCAUCUCCUCACAUCUUUUUCUGCAUCUACCACAAUCCCCAUUAUCCUUCCUGUAUGGUGGAUAUUAUUUUCAGCUCUUCUUUCUUGGGUGAUAUGGGGGAUCAUUCCAAAAGUAAGUACGCUAAAGUGUUCGGUGGAGUUUUUAGUGGCGGAAUUUGUGUCCGUCGCAGUGUCAUUAUUUGGUGGGGUAUGACAGCAUAUAUUAAGCGGUGCAUCGAUUAAUAGAAUGAUUUUCUUUAAAGAAAUGUAGAUUUGCGGGCUAUUACUUGGUUGUGCACUUUGGACGAGCUUUUAUGAAACGAAACACAACAGUGUUUUGCUUCAUGAAUAUUGGCUAAAGCCAGCAGCUGUUAUAUAACAGCAAAGGCGGUUCUGUUUGCAAAAAGAACAGUUCUCUGGAAAAAUGAGGGGGAAUAGAAUCCUGGCUAUGAGUAAAAAAUAAUAAAUACAACGACUGUGGUGUUAAUUCGGCUGCGUUUUCAGUCUGUGGUUACAAGGCUGUGGGUUCUUUGCAGAGAAGCCAGGAUUCGCGAUGUGUGUAGGAUGUGGAAGUCAGAUCCAUGACCAGUACAUACUGAGAGUCUCUCCCGACCUGGAGUGGCAUGCAGCCUGCUUGAAGUGUGCAGAGUGCAGCCAGUACCUGGAUGAGACCUGCACUUGUUUCGUCCGGGACGGCAAAACCUAUUGCAAAAGAGAUUAUGCUGUUUGGAAUAAAAUGCGCAAAAUGCAACCUGGGAUUCAGCAGCAGCGAUUUAGUGAUGAGGGCUCGGGAUAACGUGUACCACAUCGAGUGCUUUCGGUGCUCGGUGUGCAGCAGACAACUGCUGCCGGGGGACGAAUUCUCUCUGCGGGAAGAGGAGCUGCUGUGCCGGGCGGACCACAGCCUGUUGCUGGAGAGGAGCUCUGCUGGGAGCCCCAUCAGCCCCGGACACAUCCACUCAAACAGACCACUGCACUUGGCAGCAGACCCCGUGGCGGUGCGGCAGGCCCCGCAUCGGAAUCAUGUCCACAAGCAGUCGGAAAAGACAACGCGAGUGAGGACGGUCCUGAACGAGAAACAGCUCCACACGUUGCGGACCUGCUAUAAUGCCAACCCGAGGCCGGAUGCACUAAUGAAGGAGCAGCUGGUUGAGAUGACCGGCCUGAGUCCCAGGGUGAUCCGGGUGUGGUUCCAGAAUAAACGCUGCAAGGACAAAAAAAAGUCCAUCCUCAUGAAGCAGCUCCAGCAGCAGCAGCACAGUGAUAAGACUGUAAGCAUCUUCAAUCUGCAAGGCCUCACAGGAACACCUCUUGUGGCGGGAAGUCCUAUUCGACAUGAGAGCACUGUUCAGGGAAACCCUGUCGAGGUUCAGACCUACCAGCCUCCGUGGAAAGCCCUGAGUGAAUUUGCCCUGCAGAGCGACCUGGACCAGCCAGCCUUUCAACAAUUGGUGUCUUUCUCUGAAUCGGGCUCUCUCGGAAACUCAUCGGGCAGCGACGUAACUUCUUUGUCCUCUCAGUUACCGGACACUCCGAACAGUAUGGUACCCAGCCCGGUGGAGACGUGAAACGAGGCCACACGGACCUAGUGGUCUCCCAACCCAUCUACUACCCCCUACCCCCCACCCCCUCCACCACCACUUCCACCGCCUCUGCAAGGACAAUUUGCAGCACGAACACCAUACCCCUCCUCCCCUGCGCCUACCCGCAUGUGACCAGCUCAUCACAUCAUCCAAACAGCAAGGAGAGCCUUUUUUUCUUUUAUUUCUUGACAAGGAGGAGAUGAUGGAACAAAGAGAGCACCAACUGACUUUUUAAUUUCUUUUAUUUUUUAAACAUUUUUUUAGAUCUCGUUGACAAAAAACAAAACAAACAAAACAAACAAACAAAAAAAAAACAAAACAAAAAAAAAACAAAACAAAACAAACAAACAAAAAAAAAAAACAAAAACAAAAAACGAGCAGAAUAAUUGAUGCAUGACUUGAUAUGGAGAAUAAGUUGUACAGAAGACCUCCCGGUGGACAUACAAGAAACCUUCCCUCAGAAACAAUUGGAACAUUUCCAUAGAUGGACUUUCUGCGGUUUCAGUGUGAUCAUAUUGUGUCUUGUUUCUUCGACAUGAGAAUUUUUUUGAUACAUGAAUUACGUUGUCGAGUCCAGUUUACUCUUUGUCUUAAGGUCAGAGCAUGAUAAUCUGCUAAGUAUUCGUGUUGUAAAAUACUUUAUCUUAAGGACAAGAUACAGAUUGUUUGAGCUUCUCGAACAAAAAGUAAAUUAUUGUUAUAUUAUUUAUUGUUAGGAAAGCGAUUUGUUAAGGGAUUAUUAACUAAUGAA